AUGGCGCAAGAGCAGCUCGUCCUCCGCGGCACCAUGCGCGCCCACACCGACUGGGUCACCGCCAUCGCCACCCCCAUCGACAACUCCGACAUGAUCGUCACAUCCUCCCGCGACAAGUCCAUCAUCCUCUGGACCCUCACCAAGGAGGACCGCAACUUCGGCGUCGCCCGCCGCCGAAUGAACGGCCACUCCCACUUCGUCCAGGACGUCGUCCUCUCCUCCGACGGCCAAUUUGCCCUCUCCGGAUCCUGGGACGGAGAGCUCCGCCUUUGGGAUCUCCAGACCGGCGUCACCGCCCGUCGCUUCGUCGGACACACCAAGGACGUCCUCUCCGUCGCCUUCUCCGUGGACAACCGCCAGAUCGUGUCCGCCUCCCGCGACAAGACCAUCAAGCUCUGGAACACCCUCGGCGAGUGCAAGUACACCAUUCAGGACCAGGACGGCCACACCGACUGGGUCUCCUGCGUGAGGUUCUCGCCCAACACCCUUCAGCCGACCAUUGUGUCCGGCUCCUGGGACAGGACUGUUAAGAUCUGGAACCUGAGCAAUUGUAAGCUCAGGUCGACUUUGGCUGGCCACUCUGGCUAUGUCAACACGGCGGCUGUCUCCCCGGACGGCUCUCUGUGCGCUAGUGGUGGGAAAGAUGGUGUGAUUUUGCUCUGGGAUCUGGCCGAGGGGAAGAAGCUCUACUCGCUGGAUGCUGGCUCUAUUAUCCACGCCCUCUGCUUCAGCCCUAACAGGUAUUGGCUCUGUGCUGCGACUGAGUCCAGCAUUAAGAUUUGGGAUUUGGAGAGCAAGAGCGUUGUUGUGGAUCUCAAGGUGGACCUCAAGCAAGAGAGCGGUGAUAUUGCAACUGAAGGGGCCGCCCAGACUGCUACUGGGAAGACAAAGGUCAUAUACUGCACCUGUCUCAACUGGAGUGCUGAUGGAAGUACUCUCUUCAGUGGUUACACAGAUGGUGUUAUCCGAGUGUGGGGUAUUGGUCGUUACUAG
This is a messenger RNA of Striga hermonthica, 993 nucleotides long. The record is from the annotation of a GenBank genome assembly. NCBI's taxonomy places the organism in Eukaryota, Viridiplantae, Streptophyta, Magnoliopsida, Lamiales, Orobanchaceae.